AAGGUCCCGAGUUCGAUCCCCGGUACCAAAAAAAACCAUCAUGAGUGCCCCAAUGUGUGCUCUGUAGUCUGGGGACAGCCCAAGUGGUGUUCAGGCUGAAGGCUUGGUGGGGGCAGUGGCCAGCAGCCUUCCAGGAGGCUCCUCCCAAUUCAGUCCCAUAUUCCUGUGCAGUUUACCGAGACUCAGAGCCAAGAGCUGGAACAAAUCAACCAGAUUAUCUCUGUUUGACAUUCCAAAGAGGCUUGGGGGAGGAUUUAUGGAUGGGGGCAAGAGCUGCCCUACUCAGCCUUCUCCUGGCCUGGGUGUGAUGUGAUCUCCCUUUGGUAGAACUCUGUCAAGCUGACCACUGAGUGUACUGGUGGGCUGGUCUGUCUUGUGGCUGGGACAAAGGACCGUCUGUACCUUGGAGAAGUUUGGCUGGGGCAGCCAAGAUCCAGGUGUGUGCAGCUGCCGGAAGGGGAGGCUCCCCAGUGCCCUCUAUGCCCUGGCUGCCUAGAGAUCCUCACUCCUGGACACUAGGAACCAAGACCCUAGGACUGAGCACAUGCUCUGUGCUGGCCUCUGAGGCUGCACCUCCUUAGUGCUGAUGCACUGAAGGGAAGGACAGGGGGAAGGGAAGGGGUAGGCAGGGGUGGCCAUGGCUGCUCCAGGCCCCACCUGGACUCCUGAGGCCGGGAGGGAGAGCUCCCAGGGGCUCUCAGGGGCCUGCUGCUGCUGAACCUCGCCCUUCCUGCCUCUUGGCAAGGUGCCAGGAAACUGGAACUUUGUUAUCUAGGUAAUUGGCUUCAGACCCUGGACUGAGGCUGGUCAGGUCUUAGGGCUACUUCCCACAGGUUGUGCACCCUGACCCCACAGGGAGGUGAGGCACUGUCCAUGCAGAGGCCCUGCCGGCCAAGCAGCUGAGGAGCCAGGCCUGUUUGGGAGUCCUGUGGGUGCCCUCUGUGCUGCCCUUGCUGCUUGGGCUUUGCCCCUCAGGGCUGCCUGGGCCUCUUGACCCAGUCUUGCCAGGGGCAGAGGGCACCAGGCCUUAGGAAGGGGAUGCCCUCGAGGGUGCCUGUUCAGCCAGCUGCCCCGCCCCUCAGGCCCAGCCUGGCCCCCAAGCUCCCCACAGUGGUGCCCCGAGCAUACCUGUGGGCAAACAUCUACCAUCAUGGCCGAGCACCUGGAGCUGCUGGCAGAGAUGCCUAUGGUGGGCAGGAUGAGCACCCAGGAUCGGCUGAAGCACGCCCAGAAACGACGUGCCCAGCAGGUGAAGCAGUGGGCCCAGGCUGAGAAGGAGGCCCAGGGCAAGAAAGUCCAUGGGGAGCGGCCACAGAAGGAGGGAGCUGGCCAAGGGCCACGGAAAAAGGUCCUUUUCCCUCCCAGCAUUGCCCUUCUGGAAGCUGCUGCCCGAAAUGACCUGGAGGAAGUCUGCCAGUUCCUCAGGAAUGGGGUCAGCCCUGACCUGGCCAAUGAGGAUGGCCUGACGGCACUGCACCAGUGCUGCAUAGAUGACUUCCAAGAGAUGGCGCAGCAGCUUCUGGAGGCUGGGGCUGAUGUCAAUGCCCAAGACAGUGAAUGCUGGACACCUCUGCAUGCUGCAGCCACCUGUGGCCACUUGCACCUGGUGGAGCUCCUCAUCUCCCGUGGUGCGGACCUCCUGGCAGUUAACACCGAUGGAAACAUGCCCUAUGACCUGUGUGAGGAUGAACAAACACUGGACUGCCUGGAGACUGCCAUGGCCAGCCAAGGCAUCACCCAGGGCAGCAUUGAAGAAGCCCGUGCAGUCCCAGAGCUGCGCAUGGUGGAUGACCUCCAGAGCCUGCUGCGUGCUGGGGCUGACCUCAAUGACCCCCUGGACCAUGGAGCCACACUGCUGCACAUUGCCGCCGCCAACGGGUUCAGUGAGGCGGCUGCCCUGCUGCUGGAGCAUGGAGCCAGCCUGAGCGCCAAGGACCAAGAUGGCUGGGAGCCGUUGCAUGCUGCAGCCUACUGGGGCCAGGUGCAUUUGGCAGAGCUGCUUGUGGCCCACGGGGCCAAUCUGAACGGGAAAUCCCUGAUGGAUGAGACGCCCCUGGAUGUGUGUGGGGAUGAGGAGGUGCGGGCCAAGCUGCUGGAGCUGAAGCACAAGCAUGAUGCACUCCUGCGAGGCCAGGGCCGACAGCGCUCCCUCCUGCGCCGCCGCACUUCCAGUGCAGGCAGCCGAGGGAAGGUGGUGAGACGGGUGAGCCUGACCCAGCGCACCAACCUGUACCGCAAGGAGCAUGCUCAGGAAGCUAUUGUGUGGCGACAACCACCACCCACCAGCCCAGAGCCACUGGAGGAUGAUGAAGACCGCCAGACAGAUGCUGCGCUCCAGCUUCCACCCCCAGAGGAAGAUGACCCCGAUGUUGCCAGGUCACACAAUGGCCAAGUAGAGGGCCCCCCAGGGCGGCACCUGUAUUCCAAGCGGCUGGACCGGAGUGUCUCCUACCAACUGAGCCCACUGGACAGCAUGGCCUCCAACAACCUGGUCCGAGACAAGGCCCACCAAACCCUGGCAGAUCUCAAGCGCCAGCGAGCUGCUGCCAAGCUUCUACGCCUAUCACCUGAGGGCUCUGAGGCCCCUGAGCCUAGCCUGCCUACUGACACUGAGACCUCCCAUCCAGGCUGUGGAUCCAGGGCAGGCAGAGACCCACCCAUGCUCAAGCUCACAGCCCCUUCGGAAGAGGCCCAUAUGGAAAAGAGGCCCUGCUGCCUCCUCAUGUGAGGGCCAGCGCUCAAGGUGGCAGGGUCCAAUCCCCAGGCCCAGCCUGAGUGUAUGCCCUGGUGCUGCAGGCAGGCAGCUAGUGUAGAAUCUACAGCUUCCCCCUCCCAGGACACUGGCCUUCUCAGGGAUGGACCUGUGGCAGAGCCAUACCUGCAACAUUGGCUGCAAAGACUUUAUCCUGUGACUCUUGAUAAAGGGCUGUUUGCCACGAA
Heterocephalus glaber (naked mole-rat) is the source of this 2940-nucleotide messenger RNA. RefSeq names its product protein phosphatase 1 regulatory subunit 16A (gene Ppp1r16a). Gene Ontology annotation, molecular function: protein binding; myosin phosphatase regulator activity; enzyme inhibitor activity. Gene Ontology annotation, cellular component: cytoplasm. The record is from RefSeq and is a predicted model, not a curated record. Lineage: Eukaryota; Metazoa; Chordata; Mammalia; Rodentia; Bathyergidae.